AUGUUCGAUUGCCAAGCACAGAGAGCUCUAGUUUUCCGUCUCGUAAUUGCUCCUAUAACAGCUCAAUUUUACAGGGAACGUUUUAUAGCAGAUUUUGCUGAUCUUAGGUAUUAUUCAAACCAAAACAACGGUUUUGGGUGGUUAUUUGUAAUGAUUGAUUUAUUUUCUAAAUACUGUUGGACUGCUGCUUUGUUUGAAAAGAGCGCCUUGGCUGUUAGUAAUACGUUUAGGAACAUGUUCAGCACUUUUGGCUCUCCUUUUAUACUUCAUACAGACAAUGGUAAAGAAUUUUGCAAUACGUGUGUAUCAGAUAUAUGUAAUGAAUUUAAUAUUAGGCAUGUUAAAGAUAGAGCAAGAUGCCCCCGGACUCAAGGUCAGGUAGAGCGAUGCAAUCAACCCUUUAAUACAUGA
This is a messenger RNA of Vairimorpha ceranae, 411 nucleotides long. RefSeq names its product krab-a domain-containing protein 2-like protein. The transcript has a single exon. NCBI's taxonomy places the organism in Eukaryota, Fungi, Microsporidia, Nosematidae. Gene Ontology annotation, molecular function: nucleic acid binding. The coding region runs from base 1 to 411 and encodes 136 amino acids. Gene Ontology annotation, biological process: DNA integration. The record is from RefSeq and is a predicted model, not a curated record.